Neolamprologus brichardi is the source of this 4498-nucleotide messenger RNA. The record is from RefSeq and is a predicted model, not a curated record. NCBI's taxonomy places the organism in Eukaryota, Metazoa, Chordata, Actinopteri, Cichliformes, Cichlidae.
AGAGCAGUGCUUGGUUGGAUGUGAGCGCCACAGAUCUGUCUCUACUUCCAGAGCGAAGAUGGCGGUCUCGGUAUUCCGUGGCGUGCGGCUUCUCUCCAUUGGAGACGCGAAUGGAGAUAUACAGCGGCACUCAGAGCAGCAGCCGCUGCGGUUAGAAGUGAAGACAUCACAAGAUGCUGCCCUCCUCAAUCUCUCCAAUGGAGACGAGGCGAGUGUGUUCAAAUGUUCGGUUUCCAGGGAGACGGAGUGCAGUCGCGUGGGGAAGCAGUCAUUCAUCAUCACAUUGGGCUGUAACAGUGUGCUGCUGCAGUUCUCCUCACCUACAGACUUUCAGUCUUUUUAUAACGUGCUGAAGAACUGUCGUGGGCAUAUUGGAGAGCAAUCUGUCUUCAGUGAAAGAACAGAGGAGUCCUCUGCUGUACAGUAUUUCCAGUUUUAUGGCUACCUCUCCCAGCAACAGAACAUGAUGCAGGACUAUGUUCGGACAGGGACUUACCAGCGGGCUAUUCUCCAGAACCACACUGACUUUAAGGACAAGGUGGUGCUGGAUGUGGGUUGUGGCUCGGGAAUCCUCUCUUUCUUUGCAGCUCAAGCUGGAGCCAGGAAGGUGUACGCUGUAGAGGCCAGCACCAUGGCACAGCACGCCGAGGUGCUGGUGAACAGCAACCGUCUGGGGGAGCGUGUGGCCGUCAUUCCGGGCAAAGUAGAGGAGGUGACGCUGCCGGAGCAAGUUGACAUCAUCAUUUCAGAGCCAAUGGGUUACAUGCUGUUCAAUGAGCGCAUGCUGGAGAGCUACCUGCAUGCUAAGAAGUUCCUCAAACCUAAUGGUAAAAUGUUCCCCACUAUUGGAGAUGUCCACCUGGCCCCCUUCACAGAUGAGCAGCUGUACAUGGAGCAGUUCACCAAAGCCAACUUCUGUUUGACCGUUUGCAUCAGCGAGGGAUCUCAAUAUUUACUUCUUAACAGACAAAGCUACGACAUCAGUAUUGUUGCCCAGGUGGACCAGACAGGAUCAAAGUCCAGCAACCUCCUGGACUUGAAGAACCCCUUUUUCAGGUACACAGGCACUACCCCCAACCCCCCUCCUGGCUCACACUACACCUCCCCGUCUGAGAACAUGUGGAACACAGGGGCAGCCUACAACAUGAGUCAGGGGAUGGCUGUAUCAGGGAUGCCCGCAGCUUAUGACCUCAGCACAGUCAUCGGCAGCGGCCCGUCAGUGUCUCACAACAACCUCAUCCCCCUGGUGAACACAGGGAUUGUAAAUCAUACCCACUCCAGGAUGGGCUCAAUCAUGAGCACAGGAAUUGUCCAGGGAGCCACUACGGGUCAGUCCGGCCCCAGUAGCAGCGGUACUUACUAUCCUGUCACCAACCAGUUCACCAUGGGGGGCGCUGCCAUCUCCAUGGCCUCACCUAUGGUCAUCCCUAGCAACACCAUGCAUUAUGGCAGUUAAGAUGAAGACCUCGCAAAGACCUCCUAUGCCCCCGCAUGAGAAGAAUCCCCCUCCCCCCUUCCCCUCCCCAACCCAGAUUGAUCACCAACUGCAGCCAAAACCAGUAUACCAAAACCAGCUCUGUGCUGGAGAUUCCUUUUUGUUCGACACCCUCUUUCUGCUGUUGAAUCAUCGCUAGAUGAACGGUUGAAAACUCUCGUUUCCGUCCAGACUCUUGUCUUUCCGAAAGCCGAAGCCUUCCUUUUCCCCCUCCCUCACUGGGACUGUAUCAUCUGAGAUGCACAGCAGUUUAUCAUCUGACCUCCCUGGGUUUCCACCCUCCUUCAAUAUGUAUUUCAAUCCCUCCACCUCCCUUAUUUUCACUUUAUAGCUCAUUAUUUAGAUGUCACGACCCUGCGAGUGUUUGUCUUUCCUCAAGAAUCCGCUUGUUGUCAGAUACCAGCAUCGGUCCGCUCCCGUGGUUCUCCACACCUCCACACCAGUGAUGCUGAAGCUUUUCACUUGUGCAGUAGGACACUGUAAUCAUGAUCAUCAUCACUGCGUCUCUACAGGUGCCACCUUAGCUUUUCAUACUGGAUCCAGCCAAGUUCCCUCCACACUUCCCCAGAGACUGAGCUGUGCCGAAUGAAACAGCCCCCUCAAAUCAUUAAACAAACGGCAUCUUGCUUACUCCUACUCAUACAGUUUGGGUUUAGGAGGAGGAGGAUGGAUCACAAACUGAAGCCAUCUACAAGUCUUGGCACCCAGAGGAGGAGAAAUAUUUUUUUUGUGUUUUAUUGUUUUGUUUUUUUUAGUGGCUUGGACAGGCUGACCCUCAGAGUUCUGCUUGGAAGCAUCGGUGUUGCUCUAUCACCUUCCAUGCUGAGUCAUGAUAACGGAGCGUCUCAGCGUCUGCUAUAAGUUGCUGUUUGUUGACAUCACCAGUCUUUUAAAAUGAUGGCAUUCUCCAAUUCAGACAGGUUACCUUUCCGUUAAUGUUGUUCAGCGUCUCAUUCAGACAAAUCCACAAUAUGUACACAGCGUCGCCCGUAUGUGGAGCCAGCACUUGACCCCAUUUCUAAAUGUUUAGGUCUCUCUGCUGUUGUCAGAGUUGUAACCUUGUGUGUUUCUAUCAGUAAAUGUGACUACACUGAGACUUGUGUGAUGAUAUAAGUGAUGCGUAAAUGUUUCUAGGCCUUAUAAGAUGACUCACUGUGGUUAAUAUCUGAACAGGAAACUUGAAGAUGCCCUCAGGUUAAUGGAAAAGAGCGACUGAAUGGUUGGGGCUUUUCAGUAAAUGCUCCUGUGUGCGCUGCUUCUCAGUGCUAGCAUGAUUACUACCAUUCAUUGCGGCUGCGCGUGCUGUUAGGGUUAGAGUCCUACUUACCCACGGGUGUUGCAGACUAAAGUUGGGAUGCUAACUUACCUCAUCUUUGCAUAAUACCACUUUGUUCUACUACUACUUCCUGUUUUUCAUAUUAAGAAGUAGUAGAACUGUUCAGAUUACCGAGUCACACCUUCUAAAAACAGUAGGUGUCUUAGAUGGAUUUAAUAUCUUUAGCACAGGAAAAUAAAACUUGAGGAAUCUGAUGCUUUGACGAGCAGCAGUAGGAUGCUGUGUCUGCACAGGACAUUUCCAGCUCUGUCCUCAUUGUGGCAUUGCUGGGUUUGAGCACCGUCCAAAGUGAAUACAAAAAUUCAACAAGACACCAUUGGAGGAGUUGCAGGAAGAUUUUUUUGUCCAGUCUUUAUUUCGUGUUAUACAACUGAAUUUAGCAUGAAGUUCACACAUUGAAAUUCAUGUUUUUAAAUCAGAGUUUUAAGGUAAAUCUGUAUUUGAGCUGAUGACCUGUUUGAUCCUGUUGGGUUCUUCACAUUCCAGAUGAACAUGUUUGUCACCAUUGUAAACGGCUUCAGCUCGAUAUGAAAGGGUUUCUGAUCAGUGCGUGAACUGUACGACACUUAAAGUGGUGGUAGUAGUCAUAGAUGGUCAGGAGAUGGUAAACUUACAGCAGUUCACUCAUCCACAUCGAUCUGUAAUUACGGCUCUGUUAUAGUAGUCAGCUUUAUCCUUGGCUUGCUUCAGAGUUGUGGAUAGUUGAACUUGUUCUCGGCCACUUUACAGCACAGAGUUAUUUUUGGCGGCCACCAAAUUUUGGCUUUUGUUGGUCUGUGGUUGCCAAAUAGCUGCUAGCUGCUUGCCAUGUCUCUUUAGGGACUCGUGGAAGAUUUGAUUGUUUCUCGUACCCAACAUGGAAGGUGACGGAUCGCACAGUCUGAGAGAAGCUAGAACAUUUCAGCUCUGUCAGCCUAAAAUAUGAAAUGCACUUUCUGCUGCUCCUCUUGUUUUCUGCACCCAGAAGGUUUUUUGUUUUUUGUUUAAAAAUCAGAAUAAAUUGCAGCAGCUUCUUGCCAGUCAGGCAUUUGUUGAGCCAGAUUGCUUCGGUGCAGUUGGAGGAAGAUUUGGAGAAUGAACCAGUAAAGACCAAUGACCCAGGAUGCAGCCAGCUGGCUAGCGGGAAAAGAAAAGCUGUGCCGGACCGGCAACGUCCUAGUUUACAUCUUUGUUUCCUUUGCCUGACGCUCCUCCCAACCUCCCUUUGAGACUGUGAGACUGUCACAAGUAGACUUCAAUGACACGGCGAGGGAGAAGGGGCCGGUACGCCUCUCUCCUCGUCUGUUCAAUGUGUAUGACCUCCAACAUAUCAUUGCCCCAACACACACACCCCUGCCCACACCCCCUUUUUAUCAGUCAAGGAAAGAAAGACUGACACAUUUAUGCAUUGCUUCCAGUGUCACAACUAUUGGAAUUUGAGUUAGUAGGAGUGCUGAGGGGGGAAAAUGUCUGUUUGUAGGAAUAACCUUUUUGGUUUUCUUGAUAUUUUUUUUCUUUAUUUCACAAAAAAAGCAAACAAGGAAAAAAGCGCAAAUUAAAUGUUGUGGAAAUGUUUCAAAACCAUCCUGGAGUCAGGUGUUGUAGUACUUUAAUUUGUUACCUUCUACUUUGUUAAAUAGACUGUGGAUACAACAGAUGUUUACCAUGUUGUAGCUGCUCUAUAGCCA